This is a messenger RNA of Babesia ovata, 780 nucleotides long. RefSeq names its product step II splicing factor, putative. The transcript has a single exon. The record is from RefSeq and is a predicted model, not a curated record. NCBI's taxonomy places the organism in Eukaryota, Apicomplexa, Aconoidasida, Piroplasmida, Babesiidae. The coding region runs from base 1 to 780 and encodes 259 amino acids.
AUGUGGAUGGGCAAGAUAGGAAACAAGUCCGCCUCCUUCAUCAACCACAAGCACUUCCACCCGUCGAACCGGGCCAACUUGGAGAAGGUAUGGCUCGCGGAGGAGAAGCACAAGGCGGAGCUGAAGCGCCAGCAGGAGAUGCGGGAGAAGCUGGCGGAGGAGAUCCGCAUGACGCAGAUGAAGCGCCAGCUGCGGGAACAGGAGGAACAGCGCUACAAGGAGUACCUGCUGGAGCAGAGGCCGCCCAGCAAGUACCAGGUGCCCGCGUCCGGGUCGAAGCUAGAUGGCAGCGAAGCCGGGCUGAUCAUCACCAAGCCCGUAACUGAGGUCCAGCCGAGGAACCGCGACGCCGCCAACCACAAGCUGGUGAUCCGGUCAAGCUACCGUGAGGACGUGCACGAGUGCGGCCAUUCGAGCGUCUACGGCAGCCUGUACGACCGUGAAACUGGUCAAUGGGGUUACCGCUGCUGCGGGUCGCUCAAGCGCGGGGAGGCAUGCCCCUUGAAGCGCCGCCCCGGCUCGCGUAAGGGCGCACCGAGCGACCCAAAAGACGCUGCACAUGGGCACACGUCCGCUACGGACGAGAUCAACAAAGAUGGCAGCCAUGAAGGCGCCGCAGAAGAAUAUCGCAAAUCGCAUUCAGGGAAACGUGAGCUGGAGGACGAUAACGGUUCCCCAGCCGAGCGUUGUCACGCCAAAGCUGCCAAGCACAAGCGCCGAGGCGAGCUGAGCCUCGCUGAGGCUUUGGACCAGCUAAAAAAGAUGGAUGCACUGGACUAA